Molecule: messenger RNA, 2730 nt
Organism: Cyprinodon tularosa
Lineage: Eukaryota; Metazoa; Chordata; Actinopteri; Cyprinodontiformes; Cyprinodontidae
Gene: vwc2
Product: von Willebrand factor C domain containing 2
Exons: 5
Coding region: 410-1321 (303 amino acids)
Biological process (GO): negative regulation of BMP signaling pathway
Cellular component (GO): AMPA glutamate receptor complex
Molecular function (GO): protein binding
Source: RefSeq, a predicted model, not a curated record
GUGAUGCGGCUCUCUAAUUCCGGAUAAUUAUGCAAAGCAGUUAAUCACAGCGGUGUGUGAACCACCUAAUUGACUGCCUGCUCGCGCUUCCCUGCGCCACCUAGUGGCCGCUUUAAGCCCCCCAUCCUCCUAUCCUAUUUAAUAAAUUAUUUUUCCGCCGGGAGAAAUAAAGUGCCCGUGCAAGCGGAGCGGGGACAUCGGUGGCUCUUUGGAACCGCGGCGCAUCGCUUUCAUUCCCGUGACUGCGAUCAUUUGUUGCUGUCCUACAGUCGGAGAGCUGCGUCUCAGCCCAGCGCACUGACGGAUACGGACCGACUUCAAGGAUCACAGAUGGACUGGCUCGCACCUGAGAUGUGAACUGUGUUAUGUGAGCCGAGGUGUUUUCCCACCUUGCCGGUGGUGGGAAGAGAUGCUGCGCGCCGUUACCAUGGCAGCAGAAGUUCUACUUCUUCUUGGGUUCCUGAUGAGCGGCACGCUGUGCAAUCCCAUAGCGACCCUACCGGUGAGCCGGGAUCGUCUUGAGAAGGCGCUGACCCAAUCCAGGGACGACAAACAGCAGGACAAGCAGGGCCCCGAGGAGUCUCUGGAAUAUGCUGCUCAGGAAAGAAAUACCUUUGGCCCCAACAGGACUGCCCUGGAUCUCAGCAGGCCGAACUUUAGCUCCCUGACACAAGGGUCCAAAGUCAGUACAUCCCAGGAACAGUGGACCGAGCAGGACGCUCUAAACCAAAUAGAUGAGGGCCCCACCAGCGACGUUGCCCGGUCCCUGGAUGCCAUUGACGAGUAUGCCUACCCAGACUACAGAGGGAAAGGCUGCAUGGACGAGAGCGGCUUUGUGUUUGCCAUCGGCGAGGAGUUUACCCCGGGCCCUUCAACAUGCCCUUGCCUCUGCACAGACGAGGGCCCUCUCUGCACCCAGCCCGAAUGUCCCAAGGUUCACCCUCGCUGCAUUAAAGUGGACACCAGUCAGUGCUGCCCUCUGUGCAAAGAGAAAAAGAACUACUGCGAGUUUCGAGGCAAGGUCUACGCCUCGCUUGAAGAGUUUAAGGUGUCUCCAUGUGAAAAGUGCAGGUGUGAGCCCAGUGGAGAGGUGCUGUGCUCGGUGUCUGCCUGUCCUCAGACGGAGUGCGUGGAUCCUGAGUACGAGCCCGACCAGUGCUGUCCCAUCUGCAAGAGCGGACCCAACUGCUACGCGGACACAGAGGUGAUACCAGCCGGCCGAGAAGUGAAGAUUGACGACUGCACAAUCUGCUACUGUACGUACGAGGAGGGCACAUGGCAAAUUGAACGACAGGCCACCUGCAGUAAAAAUGAGUGCUAACAAAGCUAAAGACUAGCACAGCUGAGGAGGGACGCCCUUUCCAUUCCAAAUGCACACAACCGGGCUGUCACCCAGUCCGCUGGUCAUCAGGGGGAUACAGUGGCACGACAACAAGUCUGCGUUCAUACGGUGGUCACUCCUCUACAACUGAAAAACUUUUAUGGACAUUUCUAAUCUUCACACAGAUUAUCUAUUUAUCUAUGUAUUCAAUUAUUUCUGAAUAUAUAAAAAUAUAUAAGGUCAUGCUAAUCUAGUGAGAAAAAUAUUUUUUAUAGUUUCUGUAUUUUAAUAAGCAAUGUACUGGACCAGAGGUCAAAAUCAUCAAAAGAAUGUACAGAACACACACAGCUGUCUCUGGAGGUGAAAACCUCAAUUCCUAAACAUCUGGUAUAGCCCUGACCUGUCCCAACUCCAGUGCAGAAAAAAAGGGCCAAAAACCAAUCCUGACAUCAUUUCUGACACAGUCUAUACACCAACCAGAUUCCUGGACUGCAGCAUUCCUGAGACAUCUGUCCCAACACCUUGCAUAACAUCAGUCCCGAUAAGAGUAGCAACACCAGUUCAGAAACCUUACCCAACUAACCCCAUUCCAGGCCUGACUUAAGUCCUCAAAGCAGUUGGGCAAAAGUCCUGACACCAGUCCACUUGACCAAACUUCAGUCCUGGCAAUCCCCUUACCUAUUCAUGCACAAAUCCCUGAUCUAUCCAUACCCCAGUCCCAACACUAGUCCUGACCAAUCCAUACACCAGUCUUGACCAAUCCAUACAUAAGACCCUACACUAGUCCUGACCAAUCCUUACACCAGUCUGGACCAAUCCAUACCCCAGUCCCAACACCAGUCCUGACCAAUUCAUACACGAGUCCUGACCAAUCCAUAUCCCAGUCCCAACACCAGUCCUGACCAAUCCAUACCCCAGUCCCAACACCAGUCCUGACCAAUCCAUACCCCAGUCCCAACACCAGUCCUGACCAAUUCAUAUACCAGUCCCAACACCAGUCCUGACUAAUCCAUACCCCAGUCCCAACACUAGUCCUGACCAAUCCUAACACAAGUCUUGACCAAUCCAUACCCCAGUCCCAACACCAGUCCUGACCAAUCCAUACCCUAGUCCCAACACAAGUCCUGACUAAUCCAUAUCCCAGUCCCAACACCAGUCCUGACCAAUUCAUAUACCAGUCCUGACCAAUCCAUACCCCAGUCCCAACACUAGUCCUGACCAAUCCAUACCCCAGUCCCAACACUAGUCCUGACCAAUCCAUACCCCAAUCCCAACACUAGUCCUGACCAAUCAAUACCCCAGUCCCAACACCAGUCCUGACCAAUUCAUACACCAGUCCUGACCAAUCCAUACCCCAGUCCCAACACAAGUCCUGAAUAAUCCAUAUCCCAGACCCAAUAACAGUCCUG